AUGUUCUUACAAGCAAUGAAAUUGAAAGACAAUAGGUAUGGUUUACUAUAAUAAAGAUUGGAGCCUAUUCAAUUAAAGUAUAGUCCAAAAGAACCUAGAUAACAUACUCCAGAAGGUUUGACUAAGAUUGGUAUGUUCAACAGUACUCAAUUUCAGAGGAAACAAUCAGUUGAAAAACGUAAACUUAGCAGUUAAGCAGAAGGAAAAAGACCUUAAUCAUCUGUACAAAGAAUACCUAGAACUGCGUUUUUGAAAAAUACAUUUACAGCAUAAUAUGUUGUAAUGAUGAUUAUAAAAACAGGUAGUUCUUUUGUGAAAAUGGAAAUAAUGGUGCUUUGGUUAGGAGAAUUUUAUAAGGAAGAGGUUGGUUUGCUGAAUAGUAAACAAGUUUUAAGUAAGUUAUAGAUUAAUAAUUUUAGUGUAAACUUUAUAUGGAAACAAUCAAAUAAGGGAUUUAAUUAUUCUACUCUUACUUAGAAGAAAGUUUGCAUUAAUCAUCUUGAACAUCAUCAUGAGAUUUCAAAUAAAAAUAAAUUACAUGAUAAUCUCAAAAUGCAUUGUUAAAGAAUUAAUAAGAAUAUGGAUGAUUUUGUACCUAUUACAUUCUCAAUUAACUUGGAUUCAAUGACACUUUAAUGGGAUCUCAAGAAAUUUGUGGAUUUUUUCAUUUCAAUAAAGAAAGAAGGAAAUUAGAAGAAUCUUUGGUUAUUGAAACCACCAGAUCUUAAUAGAGGAAGAGGAAUUUAAUUAUUUUCUGAUCUUAGGGUGUUUAUAAAUUAAGUAGAGGAAUUCUGUAAAAUUAGAAGUUUGAAUUCAAAAACUAAAAGUUCAUCAAAAGGAGCUAGAGGAGUUACAAUUACAUAUCCAGACUCUAAUGAAAGUAAAUUAUUUUAUUCAUUACAAAGAAUCCGGUUAAGCUCAAAUUAGUUUUACAAUAGAUCAAUCUACUAGUAAUGAUCGUAUUAUAGUUUUAUAAAAGUACUUAGAAACGCCUCUUUUGUAUAAUGGUAGAAAAUUUGAUUUUCGAGUUUGGGUACUUAUUGAUCAUACAUCAAAAUACUAUUUCUUUAAGGAAGGGUAUAAUAUAUUUAUUAUUAUAGAUAUCUACGUUUAGCUAGUGAGUAAUUUGAUGUAAAUAAUCUGAAAUCUCUAUACAUACAUUUAACAAAUAAUGCAGUGUAAAAGAAUCAUCCAAGUUACGGAAAGUAUGAAUUAGGGAAUCAAUUGAGUCUUUAAGAUUUACAACAUUAUUUAAAUUAACAGAGAAAUACUAAAGUAUCUUCAGCAGGGAUUAUUCUAAAAAUGAAAGAAUUAAUUCAUUAAACGAUAUAUUGUGCUGGAUCUAAAUUGCGUGACAGUUGAUAUAUGUAUCUUAAUUUUUAGAUCGCAAGGAUUUCUAGUUUGAAAUAUUUGGUUACGAUUUUAUGGUGGAUAAAAAUGGGCAUAUUUGGUUGAUCGAGAUUAAUACUAAUCCUUGCAUUGAAGAAAGCAGUCCACUUUUAUAAAAGUUAAUACCGAGAAUGUUAAGUAACUAAUUGAAUGAGUAGUAGAUGAUGCAUUUAGAUUAACAAUAGAUAAAAUAUUUCCUCCUUUCAAAACUACACAAGAGAACUUUCUUUCAAAUUUACAUGAAUAUGCUAUUCCUGGAUAUAGUGAUAAAGAUAUCUUAUGGGAUUACAUGGGAUAAAUUUGA
Messenger RNA from Paramecium pentaurelia, 1693 nucleotides. The record is from the annotation of a GenBank genome assembly. NCBI's taxonomy places the organism in Eukaryota, Ciliophora, Oligohymenophorea, Peniculida, Parameciidae.